Molecule: messenger RNA, 2232 nt
Organism: Amoebophrya sp. A120
Lineage: Eukaryota; Dinophyceae; Syndiniales; Amoebophryaceae
Source: the annotation of a GenBank genome assembly
GCGCACUGUCUCUUAGAAAUCCGCAUUUUGCAUUGCAACGGGAACCCCCGAUGACAAACUAAUCUUCUCAUCGAGAAGAAAAUCUAAAUCAGUGCGUGGCCGUGGAAAAAAAAAGAGGACAAGCGAAAAGCAACAUGUCGGCGUUUCACAACGUUUGUCGACGAGCAUGCUCCGACUCGCUCUUUUGCCACGUGAGCUCUAGUACGUCGUCCAGCUCUACUCUUACUACCGGUUUAUUGCCCAUGAUGAAGGCGCUUGAUCCGACCUGCUCGAGGUCCUUGCUGCUAGCGAGCAAAAUUGGAAUGUCCCCAGCUGCAGUAGUGGGCCGCGCCUCGUGCGGUUCCGCAGGCGGGGUAUUUCGUCGCUCGAGGCCGCUGUUCAUUGCCAAGAGCAUAUACCACCGAAUACACCCGAAGCACCGUAUUUGGGGCUGGUUCCGAGCGCCGCGCGGCGCCAGUAACUUCAAGUGGCACUGGCGAAUACCUUACCAGCGACCUCCGGAGGGGGCAUCAGGACGAGCCGCGAGCGGAGUGGAGGAGAAUGGUGAACAAACCUCCCUCCAAGAACAUCAAGAUGAUCAACAGAUAUCACGGUACCACUACCCGGAAGUGAGUAAGACGACUGGUGAGCAGAUUGACUGGUACAACAGUGAACCGAAAUCGGGCCUGGAAUUCCGCGACGUGUAUGGAGAAAAUACGAUCGAGUUGUCCAACUUGCCCAUGGGCGUGACGCCGGAAAACUUGCAGGAGCGGUUGCGGCGGUUCUUUUCGAAAUUUGGUGGCCUGAAGCAGGUGAGAUGCCUCCCGCACUCCCACGACCCCUACCAAUGCUCCGGUACCGGGUACGUGACAUUUGAAACGCGCCGGGCCGUCUGGGACGCCCUCCACUCGCCUCUGAAGCUGCCCGCGUCGUUAUGCGCGAAAACCGUGCACAUGAAAUCGCUCGAUAAUGACAAGCAGAAUGACCCCAUUUGGAUCAAGAAGCGGGAGCAUUUCAACGACCAGCUGCUGUCGCUUGCAGAGCAAUUGCACACCGCCUGCGAGGCACGGCACAGCGGAGCCUUCUCAUCUACUUCCUCCACUGCAUCGUCCUCGUCCAGCGCCGCGCCUCUGGCGGUAGACAGCAUUGCGGUGGAGUUGAAGCUGCUGGAGCAGAGUCGGAAGCCUGCCGGGCACGAAAACGUGACGACAAGCAUUGCGGACGAAGCAGUCUACCACCGGUUUGGGUCGUGGGAACGGUUUCUGACCUUCCGCGAAUUUGCGGAAUUGUUUCUCGUCUUCCAACUGGACGCUAGCGAAAUGCGAGGCGAGAACAGGGAGAGCCUUGCGCUAUCCAGUCCAACGGUAAACCACGAGAGUGGGAUGUCUUUUCAGCGACGCUGCCUCGCAGGGAUCGGGUCUGCGACAGGACUGUUUUCAUCGUCUUGUUCACCAGAGCAUCAGCCUUCCGCUCCUUCGGUUUCCUCUCUGCGAGAGAAAAAUGAAAAUGGAUGGCAACUACAUCAUUCAGAAGUGGCCAACACAUCUUCACCAGAGACGGCCAGGAGGUCAUCUGGCGCAGAAGUACAAGACGGCCGCUGGUACGUUUCCGCAAAGAUGCUGACGGCCGAGCAGCGAGUGUCGGUCUUGACGCGGGCGAAGUUCAGCUUGCACAAGAUGCUGGAAGAGGAGUUGAGUGUGUACUGGCGGAAGGGGAAGAUGGAGUUGCCGGAGUACACGAAGAAGGUAAACGCCAUUUGGCACCACAAGCCCGUGCUGCCGUGGCGCCUGCAGCGGCAGUCCUGGCCCACGGACAAGGGGGCCCCCUUUCAUGAACUGGCCAUCGUCCGCCAGCAGCUCAAGGUAGCCCGCAAUGAGAAGCGGCAGCUGAAACGCGCACCGCGCAUCGCCAAGGAGCGGGAGGAGAAACGAAAACUCCGGGAACAAAAGGAUCUCGAAAAAGAGGCCUGGAACGAGAAGCAGCGCGAGAAGCGCACGCAGCAACUGCGAAUGGCCUCCUCUCAGCUGGGACUCCUGGCGAAUACGUCAACUUUUAAGCCCUUAACCGACGACAAUCAAAAAGUCUUGCACCUGCUGCAAACAGGGAAAAUCAAAGACGGCGACGUUUUCGACGCUGCUAAAACCAACCUUCGCAACUUCUAGAAAAAAUAGCACUAAUAGAUUGAUACUUCGUGUGUACUUCGGCCACUAUGCCACGGUAGUUUUGGCGGUCAAAGUUAGACGCUGACGCCUC